AAAUCUAGCAUUUUGUUUCUCAUGGAACAAUUCAAAGGUGAAAUCCUUUGUAUCAAUUAUGAAAAUUACAACGGCAACAAUAGUCACGCUUGCGAAGAACAAUCAAUGCCAGUUCUAAAAUGAAUGUGAGCAGAAAAAAAGAAUGAGGAGGUUUACCAGUUUCCGACUCAUCAAAACCCAAAUCAAAAUCCCUAAAAUCAAACCCUCUUUCUCCCCAGAUCUGAAAUGAAUGUGGAGGGGAUUUCUUCUUUUUGUUCUUCAAUCAAAUUCUACUUAAAUCCAUCCCUUUCUACCAUUUUGUUUUACUGCUAACUCUCCUCCUCAAAACCCAGAUCUGAAAAUCCCCAAAACUAGAAAACCCACAAAACCCAAGAGGCCCCAACCUUAGUUUUUUCGACAUGGGUGAGGAUGGAAUGAAGGUGAAAACAGGGUUGGUGGCAGAUCUUGGUGUGGUGGUUUUGGAGAAAAUGGAGGUCAGGCAAGGGCAAUCGGAGAAAAUGGAGGUCGAUCGGUGCCAUUUUAGAGAAAAUGGAGGUCGGGGAAGGGCAAUCCUUGGAGGUCGGGGAAAGGCAAUCGUAGAAAAUGGAGGUUGAUGAAAUUUUGAUCUUGGGUCCCACGCCAUAGCCACCUACUAGGAAUUACGAAGGAGAGCAAACUGAGUUAGAGGAGAAAGGAAAGGAGAGAGAAAAAAAGGUUGGGCAACAAACACCGUCAGUUGACAUAAUAGAUAUGGUUAAGGUGU
Rubroshorea leprosula is the source of this 742-nucleotide messenger RNA. The record is from the annotation of a GenBank genome assembly. NCBI's taxonomy places the organism in Eukaryota, Viridiplantae, Streptophyta, Magnoliopsida, Malvales, Dipterocarpaceae.